AUGGAGCCCGCCGGGUGGGUGGCCGGGCUUGUGGCGGAGAGCUUCUUCGUGGCGUGCCCCGCGCACGAGUCCCGCAAGAAGAACGAGCGCAACAUCUUCUGCCUCGCCUGCUGCGCCAGCAUCUGCCCGCACUGCGCCCCCGCGCACCGCCACCACCCGCUCCUCCAGGUGCGGCGCUACGUGUACCAUGACGUCGUCCGCCUUGGCGACCUCGAGAAGCUCAUCGACUGCUCCUGUGUUCAGACCUACACGAUCAACAGUGCCAAGGUGAUCUUCCUGAAGCCGAGGCCUCAGUCCAGGCCUUUCAAGGGCUCCGGCAACAUCUGCCUCACAUGUGACAGGAUCCUCCAGGAGCCAUUCCACUUCUGCUCCCUCUCUUGCAAGGUGGAUCAUGUGAUGAUGCAGGGAGGGGACCUGUCCAACAUCCUGCAGUACUAUGGCGGCGGUGGCGCGGCGGCGGACCCGGACCACCCGGACCACCUCACCUUUCCGAGGUUCGAGAACCUCCGCGUCGACAGCUCGGACCUCGACGACGACACCGACGGCGGGCAGGUCACCCCGAACUCGACCCUCGAGGACCCGACGCAGCGCUACGGCAAUGGCGGUGGUGGCGGCGGGGGAUCAAGCGACAAUGGUGGUGACACUACUAGGGUGGACGGCGGUGUGCGGCGUGGCGGCGAGGCGGCCAAGAGAAAGAAAGGGGGAGGGUUCUUCCCCCAGAUCGUGCUGUCACUCGGCGGCGGUGGCAACAGGAGGAAGGGUGCCCCCCACAGGUCCCCUCUGGCCUAA
This is a messenger RNA of Miscanthus lutarioriparius, 789 nucleotides long. The record is from the annotation of a GenBank genome assembly. Lineage: Eukaryota; Viridiplantae; Streptophyta; Magnoliopsida; Poales; Poaceae.